AUGGACCUGGACCCUCACAUUCUACAGAUCGAGCCUCCAGAAGAGGUACACUACCUGCUCGGAUGUUGUGUACAGUGGCCGCUUACUGUAAGUUGGCAAUUAUAGGGUUUUAAUGUUAAUGUACAUCUAUAUAUUACUAUAGAAACCUUUUACAACCUCUGAAACAUGUUUUGAACUAAAUUUAAGCCUGAAGAAGUCCCAACCUUCAUAAGUUUAGGUAUAAAAACUGGAAUAUUUUUAGAAAACAUACUCAUUUAGCCCUAAUAAACCGGAAAUUACAGUAUUAGAUUUCCGGCUGUUUCCAAAAACGACCAAAAGUAUGUUAACAUAGUCACUUGCUUUCAGAAGAGUGCUCGGUUAGUAGCCUAUAUAUCUCUAAUAUCAGCAAUAUGCAACUUGUGCAUCAUGUUAUUUGCUCAAGAAGCGUCGCUGCAUGUUGUAGUAGAUGGCAUCAUACUGGCAGUUGAGUUCUUUUGUGUGUUCUCAUUGUUUUAUGGUAUCAACAAGAAGAAAGCUAGAGCUCUGAAGCCGUUCAUCGUAUGUGGGGUAAGUGUACCAGUCAGUACCUAUUACAAUAUCAUCAGGCAUGUGCAAACACUAUAUCUGUCUAUGAUUUUUGAAUACUUAUAUAUUGAAAAUGUCACACGUAUUUUAAAAAGUGAUAUUGAUGAUGACAUUCAAAUCAUACUCAUAGUCAAUAUAAAAUAACAUAUGCCACGUUUUUAGACCAUCUGGAAUGCUUUCUUGGCGAUUCUCUGGUUAUGUUGUGUCAUUCAGUUGUUCGACCGAGACAAGUUCACUUCAGAAGUGUUGUCAAAUCUGUCCCAAAUGUUCAAUCUCAGCCCUCAAUCUGAUGGUAACCCUUUGAAUAACAGUUAAAUCACCACAUUUGAUCAAAAGAUGGCAAAACUCAUAUCAUUUUAGGAGGAUUCUGGAUGUCCUUGGUCCUAGUUCUUCUCCUCGGACUGACAACCUUAAUGGGAAUCUGGUUCCUCCACAUUGUUAUCAUCACCUACUACUACUUUAUCGACCGACAAGAAGAGAUAUGGAAGAAACAGCCAGAGACGAGGAGACUGAUCCAGCCAGAGAUGAAUAA
Messenger RNA from Bursaphelenchus okinawaensis, 1096 nucleotides. The record is from the annotation of a GenBank genome assembly. NCBI's taxonomy places the organism in Eukaryota, Metazoa, Nematoda, Chromadorea, Rhabditida, Aphelenchoididae.